CCAGAAUUUUAAUUCAAAUCUCACUCUCUCUCUCUCAGUACCCAAAAAGGCAGAGUGCAGCAGCAGCGCAUUCUGUGCGGACGAAAAUGGAGUCGUUGAGAGCGAUCUGCGAAAGAGAGGUCCCAAUUGAGCUGCAGAAAAUUGAUUCCUUCACAGCUUCAGUUGGUCAAUCUCUGGAUUCCAUUAAUUCUAUAGUUGAACAAACCCUACAAAAUCAAGGGAAAUUAGGGAAGAUGAAAUCUAGCUUGCGUGAAGCUGAGGAUGAGUUUGUUAAAGUGCUAGCAGUGAAGACUCGUAAGGAAGCUAAGCAGAUGGCAAUCAGGGAUUCCAUAUCUGCUACAAGAGCUAGAGUAGAAGAACUUAAAAGAACUGUCCAAGUUCAGAGGGCUAAGAGGGAUGAAUAUGCAACAAUUAUCUCCCAUCAAUCUAUUGAUAAGGGAAACCAAGGAAUUGAACAUAAAGAAGAAAUUCAAGAAGCAUUGUCAUGGUAUAAUAAGGUUCUUGGUUUCUACAUUGAAGGGGGACGAGGGGUGAAGUUCACAUUCAACAACAUCAAUAUGAGAAAUCCAUAUGAGGAGUACACUUUCACUGUUCGGCAUGAAAAUGAUACAUAUACUUUGCUGGCUUGUGAUCCCCACUUGAAUGACACCAAAGAGUUGAUCAAUGAGUUGAAUAAAACCAAUGGCUUAUUCAAAUUUGUCAGAACAAUGAGAGAGAAGUUUCAAGAAGUUGCAUCACUUGGAAUCUUGCCUCAAUCUACAAGUCUUCAUCAAGAGUCUGCCACAAUAUCUGUGUCUGCUCCAGUUUUGUCAGUUUCAACUGAGAGAAGUGUAUCUCCAAUGAAGGAAAAUGAGCAUUCAUAUGAAGUCAAGAAGCAGUCCAAGAAAAUUAAUCUUGGAAGAGGGGCUAACCAAGCGCUUUUGUCGCCUCGUCGGUCUCCUCGAUUUGUAAAGAUCAAGCUAUAUGCAUAAUUCUGAUAAAAAAGAUAUUGAAAAAUAUGGCAGCGCAAGGAGUGAAGUUGAAGUGAAGCCGGUUGUAUUCUCGGCUAGUUUGGCAUGUGUUAUGUUUCUAACUUGCUCAGCUAGCAUAGUUUCUUACUCAAUUGCAUAACAUGGGAGAUGUUCUGCAUGAACCUGAUUUCUGUACAUUAGAGGGCUUGAUCGGAUGGCACUGGAGGAGCUGUACUAAUCAACUACUGUUGUUUCUCAGACAGUUUAUAUUGUACUCCUGUAAUGGAGUGACAUGAUGAGAGAUACUGUAGAGAACUGAUCCUGAUAAUUUUAGAUUGUGUCACUAGAAGCUAGAAGUUACAUUAUUGUCGAUCCCAUCUGUUGAUUGUAACUUUCAAUUUUUUUUCUUUAAUAUAACGUGCGAAAAUUACUUUUCCUCUGGAAAGAGAAUGUACAGAUGCUUAAAAAGGUUUAUUUUAAUAGGGGCCUAUUUACACCAUGUUUAACUA
Molecule: messenger RNA, 1459 nt
Organism: Ricinus communis (castor bean)
Lineage: Eukaryota; Viridiplantae; Streptophyta; Magnoliopsida; Malpighiales; Euphorbiaceae
Product: kinetochore protein SPC25 homolog
Exons: 8
Coding region: 87-971 (294 amino acids)
Biological process (GO): chromosome segregation
Cellular component (GO): Ndc80 complex
Source: RefSeq, a predicted model, not a curated record